UAUUGUAUUGUAUUGUUGUGAUCAUCGAUUUGAUAGAUGUAAAAAUGUUCUAGAGAGGAUCUCUUGUAUUUUACUUACCUAGUUAUAGUUAUGUGAUUUUAUUUUAUACGUCAAUGGUUGUGAUUGUGUUUAUAUCUACUUACACACAAAGAAAAUUGUUUCAGAUGUUAAACAAUGUCCUUACAAACUACUUAUCCUGUUAUUAAAGGGUUGUGUAGAACUUGUUUAGCAAAGGAAAUAGAACUGCUUUCAGUUUUCGACUACAAAACGUCGAAUACUAGACUCGACAGCGUAAUCGCUUCAAUAACUGGAAUAAAGAUAAAGCAAGAAGAUGGACUACCAACAACAAUAUGCAAAGAUUGUAAAGAGAAAGCGACCAAAGCAUAUGACUUCAAGAUUCAUGCACAGAAAUCUCAAAAUAAAUUGGCUAAGAUUUUGAAAAAGGGCUCUGAUGACAUACUUAGAGAUGAGGAAUUUACUAUUGACGUAGAUCAAAAAGAUGUGAAGGUGGAACAAUUCAUACCAGAUAAUCAAGAUGAGGAGGAUUUUGACAUCUCUCUACCCUUUGAUGGGACUGAAGACUCUUAUGAAACAGAUAAUGUGAUUAAAACGGAAGUAAAAUGUGAAAUGGACAGUUCAAAAGAAAAUGUGAAAGUUAAUGUAGUAUUUGACGAUGAAAGUGAGAAAAAUAGUUCAUAUUGCCCAGUGUGCAAUCAAAAUUUUCCUGAUGUUGACACCCUUACUGAUCAUGCGUGGACAGUUCACGCGGACCUGAUGGGCCCAAGAAAGCGAGGCCGCAAAAAGAAACUUACAAGCACCUUCUUACAUAAAUUGACGGAGAAUGGAUUGAAUUUGAAACAGGAUAAGAAUCCGAAACAGAAAUGUAUAUUUUGUAUUAGCACUUUUAGGACCAAAGAUGAUUUAGUUUCACAUGUACCAGAGCAUAAAGAUGAGAAGAUAUUCAGCUGUAUGCUUUGUAAGAUGCUGUAUCUGACAAAAAAAGAUUUUGAACGCCACAAGUGUCUGGAACAGCAUAACAAUUUGGAAGUUCUUUCUGAUCCCGAGUUGGAAGAUAAAAGGAAAGAAAUAAGAAAACAUGAAUUGUACACAGAAAUGCGUUUACAAGAGUUAUUCAAGAAAAAUAUUGCUGAGCACCGGCAACCCGGCCUGGUCACUGUGUGCAAUUCGUGUGGUGGCUUAUUCGGCUCUGAAGAUCAGUUCAACCGGCAUCGUGAUCGGGAACACCCCGAGCUUUCUGUUCGCUGCCAACUUUGUGAUAAGGUGUUUGCGACAUUGAAAAGCGCCUCUCGCCAUCGAUCUGCCUGUGAGCGAGUCGAGCGGCUGUUUGCGUGCUCAUCCUGCGAGAUGCGAUUUACGCACGAAGUGACGCUCAAUAAACAUAUCCUACGAGUGCACACCGGCCAGAGCGUCUCCCUCCAAUUCUUAGAUCGCGAGCAUGGACCGCAGAACUACAAGUGCGAGACUUGCUCUAGGACCUUUGCUAGUAAAGCUUUACUCGAGAGACACACGAGAUCACAUAAAACUGGAGAAAAAGUUUUUGAAUGUGACACUUGCAAAAAAAAGUUCACUAGACGAGAGAACUUGAGGCAACACAUGCGCAUUCACGAAGGAAAAACUUAUACGGAAGGCAGCGGUUCUCUUUGCUUGUAUUGCGGAAGAAGCUUCGCGAAUUCCUCCAACUACAUCGUGCAUAUGCGCCGGCACACGGGCGAAAAGCCAUAUAAGUGUGACUUCUGCGGAAAAGGCUUUUGCCGGUCAUCGGACUUGCAGUGUCACCGCCGCUCGCACACUGGAGAGAAACCUUGCGUGUGUCGCGAAUGUGGUAAAGCGUUCUCAAGGAGUAAUAAGCUGACGAGACACAUGCGCGUGCACACCGGCGUGAAACCGUACAAGUGUACGUAUUGCGAAAAGGCGUUCGCACAAAGCAACGAUCUCACGCUGCACGUCCGCCGCCACACCGGCGACAAGCCGUAUGUGUGCGAACUGUGUGGCGAUCGGUUCAUACAGGGCACUGCACUCCAUGCACACAGAAGGUCUCACGGGCAUUACCCACCGCCCGCCCCACCGCAGCAGCCACCACUUACCUAUACCAUAUAAGAUAUCACACAUUGUCAACAAAUACAUAAAAUCGGCCAAGUGCGAGUCAGACUCGCGCACCGAGGGUUCCGUACUCGGGUAUUUUUUCCGACAUUUUGAACGAUAAAUCAA
This is a messenger RNA of Maniola jurtina (meadow brown), 2229 nucleotides long. RefSeq names its product zinc finger protein 2 homolog. Bases 175 to 2118 code for a protein of 647 amino acids. Lineage: Eukaryota; Metazoa; Arthropoda; Insecta; Lepidoptera; Nymphalidae. The transcript has 16 exons. Gene Ontology annotation, molecular function: DNA-binding transcription activator activity, RNA polymerase II-specific; RNA polymerase II cis-regulatory region sequence-specific DNA binding; zinc ion binding. Gene Ontology annotation, cellular component: nucleus. The record is from RefSeq and is a predicted model, not a curated record. Gene Ontology annotation, biological process: regulation of transcription by RNA polymerase II.